CCCGGGAGCGGCUCCUCGUAGAGGUGCGAGGAGCCUGCCUUGUGCCGUCCCGGCGCCGCGACCGUCCACCGACCGUCCCGCUUCUUCCUGAUGCUUGCUGCCGUCCACUAGAGGCUGGACAGGACCCCAGAGAGAGAGAAAAAAAGAAGCAUAAUUCAGCCAUUUUUUGCAGCACACAGCUGCAGGUGAUUCAUGGCAGGGGACGUGGAAGGAUUCUCUUCCUCCAUUCAUGACACCAGUGUCUCUGCUGGAUUCAGAGCACUGUACGAGGAAGGAUUGCUUCUUGAUGUUACUCUGGUCAUUGAAGAUCAUCAGUUCCAGGCCCAUAAAGCACUCCUGGCCACCCAGAGUGAUUACUUCAGGAUAAUGUUUACUGCUGACAUGAGGGAGCGAGAUCAGGACAAAAUUCAUUUAAAAGGUCUUACUGCUACAGGUUUCAGCCAUGUUCUGCAGUUUAUGUACUAUGGAACCAUAGAACUGAGUAUGAAUACUGUUCAUGAGAUUCUUCAGGCUGCCAUGUAUGUCCAACUUAUAGAAGUGGUGAAGUUCUGCUGCUCUUUUCUAUUAGCGAAAAUCUGCUUAGAAAAUUGCGCAGAAAUUAUGAGACUCUUAGAUGAUUUCGGUGUAAACAUCGAGGGAGUCAGGGAGAAGCUGGACGCCUUUCUGCUAGACAACUUUGUGCCACUCAUGUCCAGGCCUGACUUCCUGUCUUAUCUAAGCUUUGAGAAGCUCAUGUCUUAUUUGGAUAAUGAUCAUCUGAGCAGGUUCCCAGAGAUAGAGCUGUACGAGGCUGUGCAGUCUUGGCUGCGGCAUGAUAGAAGACGCUGGAGACAUACCGAUACCAUCAUUCAGAACAUCAGGUUUUGUUUGAUGACACCAUCCAGUGUUUUUGAGAAGGUUAAGACAUCAGAAUUUUAUAGAUACUCCCGACAGCUGCGGUUUGAAGUUGACCAAGCGUUGAAUUACUUUCAGAAUGUUCACCAGCAACCUUUGAUGGAAACAAAAUCUAGCCGUAUCCGUUCUGCCAAACCCCAAACUACAGUAUUCCGAGGAAUGAUUGGACAUAGCAUGGUAAACAGCAAAAUACUACUCUUAAAGAAACCAAGAGUCUGGUGGGAGCUGGAGGGCCCGCAAGUACCCCUACGACCAGACUGCCUGGCUAUUGUCAAUAACUUUGUCUUUCUGUUGGGCGGGGAGGAACUGGGGCCAGAUGGUGAAUUCCAUGCUUCUUCGAAAGUUUUCAGGUAUGACCCAAGACAAAACUCUUGGCUACGAAUGGCAGACAUGUCUGUGCCACGUUCCGAAUUUGCAGUUGGCGUUAUUGGAAAGUUCAUUUACGCUGUUGCAGGAAGAACCAGGGAUGAGACCUUCUAUUCAACCGAGAGAUAUGACAUCACUAGUGACAAGUGGGAAUUCGUGGAUCCUUAUCCUGUCAACAAAUAUGGACAUGAGGGGACAGUGCUCAAUAACAAGCUGUUUAUCACUGGUGGAAUCACCUCAUCUUCCACUUCCAAACAAGUGUGUGUGUUUGACCCCAGUAAGGAAGGGACUGUGGAGCAACGGACCAGGAGAACUCAAGUAGUUACCAACUGUUGGGAGAACAAGAGCAAAAUGAAUUACGCAAGAUGCUUUCACAAGAUGAUUUCUUACAAUGGCAAGCUUUAUGUCUUUGGUGGUGUCUGUGUGAUCUUGAGGGCCUCUUUUGAAUCUCAGGGAUGCCCUUCUACAGAGAUGUACAAUCCAGAGACUGAUCAGUGGACCAUCUUGGCAUCCAUGCCUAUCGGUAGAAGCGGCCAUGGUGUGACUGUGCUGGACAGACAAAUAAUGGUUCUUGGAGGCCUUUGUUAUAAUGGCCAUUACAGCGAUUCCAUUCUCACUUUUGAUCCUGAAGAAAAUAAAUGGAAGGAAGAUGAGUACCCUCGGAUGCCCUGCAAGCUGGAUGGUUUACAAGUAUGCAACCUGCAUUUUCCUGAAUAUGUACUGGACGAGGUUAGACGUUGCAACUGAGGACACUUUCCUUGCUAAAAAAGGCAAAUAAAGCAUCUGCUUGUGAUAUCGUGGUUAACUUAAAAACAUAAAGAAAAGCCUCACCAGUUUUACUAUCAAAGCCAUUGGUCUGAUAUUGUAGGAAGUUUUCAUUUUAUGCUAGCAUCCUUUUCUCCCUCCCUUUUUUUCUUUUGUAGUGGCCUCCAACUCAUGCAAUAAGUUAAUUCUACGUGCUAGCUCUUGAAACUACUUCCAGAAGCAGUUUAAUAGAAUGAUCCACUUAUCUGGGAAGUUGAUUUUAUGCUUUAAACAUUUCUUCAAGAUGUCAGUGUAGGACUCAUGAAUCUUCUAAGAAAAGACCUGAUAAGUGUUACUGGAUGUGAUUUCAGUUUCCAUCUCUAUCUGAAAUCUUUUUGGACAUUUAUUUCAGUGUUUUUCAGUCUAUUAGACUUUUUGGUUUUAUUAUUUAGAAGUUUAAAACUCUUGACCUUUUUUGCAUGGCUUUUUGCUGAAAAUGCAAAAAUAUAAAUUUUCUACUAAAUUAACUUUUAUAUUCAAAACACUAUUUCUAAGCUGCCUUCUCUUAUCCGCAUUGUGUUAGUGAAAAUAUAUCCAUACUUGCAUACAUCCUAUAAAUAUAUAAGGCACAUCCCCUUUUAUGUGUUGUUAGGAUUCUAUAUUUUUAAGCUAGUGCACUUGCACACACAGUUCGCCAUACUUGUUGAAUUUUAGAUGUAACAUCUUUUCAUGUAUUAAUAUUUUUAGAAAGUUAAAAUGACUGGAGUCCUCAUUUGGUAUCAAAGUAGCGUAUCUUCAGUCCAUACUGAUUCAGUGGUAUUUCGAUUAUCUUUAUAUUCCUGAAACAUGUAUGGAUUUAAGAAAACUAACAUUUUAUAUUUUUAUUUUCAAAAGUAAGCAUUAAUGUUUCUUAUCGAUGUUAUGUCUUUUCCUUUUUAAAAUGUUUUUCAUUGCAGUCUGUUUAAUGUCGCCCUGUUUUUAGCGAGAAUUGGAGUGGCAUAUGACAAGCCCUGACCCUGCAGCAUGCAAGCACUUUUAAAGAGAAUUUAGGUAAUAUCAGACUCCUAAAUAAAGACCCCCUUAAAAGUAAGUGCAACUCCCAUUCUUUGCAUUAAAUAAGGCUGCUGCAUCUGUUAGUGAAUGGAAGGUAGCAAUCCUUAGAAAAUUUGAGCUCAGUUUUUGACUUAGAGGUAAGGAAAAGAAUUUUAAUCCUACUGGUCAUAUCUACUUGUUUAUUCAGUACAGAAUAACCAGUGGCAUUGGGUAUGUAAGCCGUCAGCUUUUGUUUUACUUACCAAAAGCUACUAGCAUGAAGGAAACUAACCCCAAAGUACAGAUGGAUCAAGAAUAGUCAUUUAAAAGCAUUUAUAGUGUUUUAGGAUUAACGGCACCUUUCAGCUCUUUGAACUCAAAGUCAAAAGUAUAGUUGACAAAAUUAAGUAAUAAAUGGGGAGCAGAUCAUUCGCAUUGAUGCCAUUUUCUCCUCAGUAGAGGCUGUCUGAUACAGACUAGACCUAAACUGGCAGAACUUGCCAGAUCUUAGGAUAUUGGUGCAAUAUUGCAAUGCCUUCUAUAUGGCUGUUGUAUAAAUUUUCUAGUUUCACUUUUUUUUUUUUGCUGCUGCCACCACUGAACUGAACAUAAAAUGGAAAAGUGAAGUCAUGGAAAUGUGAACUUUUUUUUUCAAUUCAAUUAGUAUUAUGAAGUUAAAUCUGAUUUUAAAACUCCAAAGCUGAAGACAUUGGAGUUAAGAAACAGUCAGGUGCACAACCAGGUUUUGAAAAAGAAAAAAAAUGGCAUUGGUUUUAGAAAUCAAUAAUUAUAUUCUUUUUUUAUAAGCAACUUAAUUUUCAUUAAGUGGACCCAUCAUCUACUUUCAGUUUCUAAAAAUAAAAUUUGAUAUUUUGUUUCCCAGGGUAAUAUGGAUAAAAGUCUUUUCUACAUUUUAAAAAUAUCUUUAUUUUACUUUUGAAAACUAGGAAUCAGGUUAGCCAUUUGUGUUUUUUAAUGUAUUAGUUGAUUUGGUGUUUAUGCUGUUUUGCUUUAGAGAAAAUAGCAUCUUCAUUAUUUUCCUGUUUGACGUCUUUUACAGGAAAAGACUGAAAGAUUCAUUCAACAGGGUACCCAUAAUCAAAGGCUUUUACACUCCAGUGGUGGUUCUCUUUUAAUGCUAAAAUGACUUCAUGGUCCUGGUUAGGAUAAUAUCUGGGCAAACAAUUGAAUAUUCUUGGUCUUACAUUUUAAAGAUACAAGGCCAAGGUCAAAGUUCAAUUUUUGUAAACUUUUGUGAAAUCUUAACUUGAACUAACUCUGGGUUCAGCUUCACGUAAGUCAUAUCUGACCUGAUGUUAGCUGUAAUCAGUUUUGAGCUUUAAGAAUAGUUGCUAUUUGCUUGGGUUCUGAAUGUAUGAGAAAACUCUUCUGUUUAUACAUAGUUCUAAUAUAGGUUAUUUUAAAUCCAUGAUUAACUUACAUUCCCUUUUAAAAUUAUGGUUUAAUUGCUAAAAGAGAUUUAUUUUUGUUAUACUAAACUAUGGAAAAUUUUUUCAUAGAAUUUUUUUCAAGUUUAUUUUUUGUGUGCUUUAUUUGGCACCAUUUUUGUUUUAUACAAUGUAUGUGCUCAAAAUAGUUUUUAAAAAAUUCAGUAGGAGAUUUGAAACUAUACAGUAUAACUGCUCUGAUCUUUAUAUGUGUUAAUUUUUGCUUUACAUUUUUAAAUGCCAGAUUUUACAAAAAUAACUGAUCUUCAUUAAUGGCAUCUUAAUUGGAAAUGUUUGUUCUGUUUCCUUCCAUGUCUUUGACCAUCUAAAUUUUUAUUUGAAUCUACUUAAAGAAAAUCCUUGCACUACAACCUUUUCAUAAAUUCUCACAUCGAAGUUUGUAUUGGAAGAAAUACUACUGGUUUUUUUAAAAGCAAAGCUUAAUUAAUAGAAAUAUUAGUUUUUUUUGACACAGCUUUCUCUGUAUCCUCAUUAUUCUGCUCUGAGUGUUACUAUAAUAAUUUGUGAACUAUUGACUGAGCCCUUCAUUUAUCCUUUCUAAAGCAGCACCUUUGGACACCUCAUUUCGGGAAGCCUGCUCAAGUCAUAGUAAAGGACACACAUAGAUGUGUGUGGGAGAAGUGGUAAAAAUGGAGAGUUUUGUCUUAAUUACAUGAAACUAAGCUUUAAAAUAUUUUAUAACAAAUUAUUUGAGCUGCAUAAUCUAAACAUGUCAAACGUUCAGUGGGACUAUUUUUAUAUAUGUAUAUGUGGUGGUAGGUCAUAACAUUUCAGUUUAUAAUAUAAAUUGUUAUUUCAGUUUAUAAUAUAAAUUGUUAUUUCAGUUUAUAAGCUAUCUCUCAGAAAAGACUAGCUCUUCUGAGAAUAUAUAAUUUAAAGUUUUAGACUGAAGUAAAACACAACAUAGAUAAUAGUGUAAAUUAGAUAUAAUUGAGGGCUAUAUGGCAGUAAAACUGCUAGUGCCAUUUUCUUGUUUGCCUAUUAUACAUUUUUGAUCUGUUUUUGUACUCUGAACAUUUUUAGGGAUCAUAAAUUCAACCGGAUUAGAGUUGGUUUGGGAAUAAAUAUCUUCUAAAAAAGAUUUAUCUUAAAAAUGAAAAGUCCUGAAAAAUUAGUUUAUCAAGAGCUUAUAAAGUCAAAUAUUCAAUAGGCAUAGGCUGGAUAGAUAAACUCAUGGAAGUCAAAUCCUUUCAGUAUACCAGUAUAACUUCAAUAUUACACACAUAACAUUGAAAGAAUGCCAUCAGCUUUGUUCCCCAUAAUAUUCUUGGAUUUUCUUUUUACAUCUUUGGGGACAAUUACAUUAAAUACUUUUAUUACAGUGUACCAGUAAGGAUUGGAUGUUUGCUUUCUGAAGGAAUGUUCCAGUGAGGUGAUCGGAGAGUUAUUUUCUACCUAACUUGUAUAUGCCCUAUAUAUACCUCUUGGGCAUACUUUGUCUAUAGAAAAAUAUUUUGACCUUUUAGGUACAUUUUGGGCCAGUAGUCAAAUAAUCUUUGGGCCAAUAUAAAAAUCUUAGAAUAAUUUAAGGUUUGCCUUUUAUACCUGUUUUGAAAGCCUUUACAUUUUUGUCAGGUAAUUUUUCCCAAGCCAUGGAUAUAACUAUUCAGACAUGUUUAUGCUAUCCAUUCUGUUUUUAAAUUGAAAAAAAAAUGUUAAAAGUGUUUAUGAAGAAAAGUUUAAAUAAAAUAUUUUUAAUCUUUAAA
Messenger RNA from Choloepus didactylus (southern two-toed sloth), 6211 nucleotides. It is a transcript of the gene KLHL15, whose product is annotated as kelch like family member 15. The transcript has 4 exons. The record is from RefSeq and is a predicted model, not a curated record. Gene Ontology annotation, cellular component: Cul3-RING ubiquitin ligase complex; nucleus. Bases 193 to 2007 code for a protein of 604 amino acids. NCBI's taxonomy places the organism in Eukaryota, Metazoa, Chordata, Mammalia, Pilosa, Megalonychidae. Gene Ontology annotation, molecular function: protein binding. Gene Ontology annotation, biological process: nuclear protein quality control by the ubiquitin-proteasome system; protein ubiquitination.